UGCCGUGAGCCACGCCGAAAAAACACCUACGUUGUUUGAAACAAAAUAUAUAUGUUUUUCACUACUAGUUGCUGAUGCUGGGCCUAAAUGAAAUUACUUGACUUGACUGCCCUUGAAUCCAAAUCGGGAAUAGUUUUGAUUUCUUUGUUCCAUUUACACGAAGUUUUUGCACUGCAACGUUGCCUCCGUUGCCGGUUAGAAGGCAUUACAGUUUACAGAAACAUAAAAGAAGAAAAAAAACCCAGGUUUUUCUUUUAUCCAACAGAUUGAAUGGAAAGCAUCAAAUGGGAGAAGAAACCAAGAAGAUUAGCAAAGAAGAGGUAAUUGCAAAACUCAAGGAUGAUGGUGAUUUCGACAAGCUCCGUCUCAAAAUUAUCCGCAAGCUUAAGGACAACGAAGAAUUACGCAACAACAUCAUUGCAGCUGUGAGGCAGUCGGCAGCACUUAAUCGUCCAGGUGCUGAAAACAUGAAACUAAGGCAACUAUCAGAUGCCAUAUAUGAUGAGGUUGGGAACAAAGUGAUGGGCCAAAUUUCUGAUAGUCUAUGGGAAAUAAUCAGAUCAGAAGGUGGAAUGAGAAGUGGAAUAACAGAAACAGUACAAUCUGUGUACAAUAAAUUAGCUAAUCCUCAAGGGAAAGAAAAGGGUGAAUCAUCUAUCCAUGAAAUGGUGCCUGUUGAAAAGGAAGCUGAGAAUAAUCGUAUCAUUAAGGCCACAGUUGGUAGAGUUGAUGAGACAUUAUCUGAUGGUGAACCAAAAGAACCACCAGGUUUCUCUCUGUCCAAUAAUCGUUACAGCAACCACCAUCAGCUGCAGCAUAAGGCAAAACAGCAGCUUCCUAGGCCUUAUAGUAAUGGAGCUCUAGAAAACUGUAAGGAAGAGCCCCGUCACUCACAGGAUGGGAAGGAACAAGAUGAUGUUGAUGUUGGUGUGCCACCUGGCUUUUCUGAAGAUAUUAACCGGAAGCAACCAUGUGAUGUCAGUGAUGAGGACCCUGAUGUGCCUCCUGGAUUUGGUCGAUGAGAGUCAACUUGCAAGUCAUUUCCCAUAACCAUCGUGGAGCUGUAAAUGUGGCAGAGACUUUUCAGUGAAUGGGUCAGUAAUGUGCUAAUGAGACAGUAUACCUUUUUUUCUGCUCUAAAAUGCCCUAAAAUGCUCUUCUUUACAUGGCAGUCAGGGGGGGAGCUCCGAAUCUGCUAUGUGUGAUAACCAGAUGCUAUUUUCUUUCUUUAAUGAGUUUUUCUCAUGCAUGUCUUCUUGACUUGAUCUUGAAUAACUUAUGAUAGCAUUCUUGAGAAUCUGCUAGUUGUUACCAACAUUUUAAGAGGCUUUGCUUUUUUAUAAGAAUAAUCAUUCUUAUUGUCAAUUGUUGGUGUGGGAAAACACU
This is a messenger RNA of Durio zibethinus, 1386 nucleotides long. RefSeq lists its product as uncharacterized. The record is from RefSeq and is a predicted model, not a curated record. NCBI's taxonomy places the organism in Eukaryota, Viridiplantae, Streptophyta, Magnoliopsida, Malvales, Malvaceae.